Messenger RNA from Mobula hypostoma (lesser devil ray), 452 nucleotides. Its product is annotated as histone H4-like. Gene Ontology annotation, biological process: nucleosome assembly. Gene Ontology annotation, cellular component: nucleosome. Gene Ontology annotation, molecular function: structural constituent of chromatin; DNA binding; protein heterodimerization activity. The record is from RefSeq and is a predicted model, not a curated record. The transcript has a single exon. Lineage: Eukaryota; Metazoa; Chordata; Chondrichthyes; Myliobatiformes; Myliobatidae. The coding region runs from base 3 to 452 and encodes 149 amino acids.
UCAUGUCUGGCAGAGGGAAAGGAGGCAAAGGACUGGGCAAAGGCGGAGCCAAGCGGCACCGUAAAGUGCUCCGUGAUAACAUCCAGGGCAUCACCAAACCGGCCAUCCGCCGUCUGGCUCGCCGCGGCGGCGUCAAGCGGAUCUCGGGUCUGAUCUACGAGGAGACCCGCGGAGUGCUGAAGGUUUUCCUGGAGAAUGUGAUCCGGGAUGCGGUCACCUACACUGAACACGCCAAGCGCAAGACGGUCACUGCCAUGGAUGUGGUGUACGCUCUGAAACGCCAGGGCCGCACUCUCUAUGGCUUCGGCGGCUCAAAAACUCCCACCUCCUCCCGAGCACAAAACAAAGGCUCUUCUAAGAGCCACCCACCGCCUCACAGACGGAGUCGUAGCCACAGACUUUUAAUUAUUUUUUAUCGAUUUAUUCAUAUGGUUACAUUUGCAACAGAUUAA